This is a messenger RNA of Babesia bovis T2Bo, 795 nucleotides long. RefSeq names its product Cytidylyltransferase family protein. Lineage: Eukaryota; Apicomplexa; Aconoidasida; Piroplasmida; Babesiidae. Gene Ontology annotation, molecular function: nicotinate-nucleotide adenylyltransferase activity. Gene Ontology annotation, cellular component: cytoplasm. Bases 132 to 794 code for a protein of 220 amino acids. The transcript has a single exon. Gene Ontology annotation, biological process: NAD+ biosynthetic process. The record is from RefSeq and is a predicted model, not a curated record.
GGUCAAUAUUAACAAAAUGGAUGAUGGGAAUUGGAUACAACUUUUAUCACCCCGAGAGUGGAUAGAUGAGGAAGUCCCAUAUCUUCCAGAACGCUACUAGUUAUGGAUUUGCUGACCAUUCCAGAUGAAUCAUGGAGGAAACACGUAAAAAACAAAUGAGAGUGCUUCUUUUUGCCGGAACUUUCGACCCUAUAACUACAGGGCACUUACUAAUGCUACGUCAAUGUAUCGAAACGGAAUUUUUUGACGAAAUUUGGUUGUUACCAAGCGGUAAACGCACUGAUAAGGCAUUCAGAGUCAGUGAUGAAUGCAGAUUGGAGCAAUGUCACAUCGCAAUAGAAAGUCUACACUCAAAUAAAUCAAAGUUAAGUAUAUGCGACUACGAAAUCAAAUUGGGUAAAAAUAUCGACAGCUAUUUUACAAUGGUACACUUCCAGCAGCAAUAUCCAGAAAUUGAUUUCUACUUCUUCAUAGGAUCAGAUCUGCUGCCACAGAUAUUGUCGUGGCCUUACGGGAAGGAAUUCGUUGAAAUAACUAAAUUACUCGUUGCUUACCGUGAAGGAUACCCAAUCAAUCAAGUAGAUAUCAACAGCCUCAAUGAAUAUCACCUACUAUCGGAUCUUCUCAAAGUCAAAAGCCGAAAAAUGGAAACGUCAAACGCGUCAUCCACCCUGGCCCGCCAACAACUCAGCAACUGCGUCAAAUGCGACGAAGCUGGGACGUUGCACCCAGAAAUUAUGCACUAUAUCAUGGAAAACUCUCUAUAUGGGACGAAAGGAUCACAGUUGACGUAAG